This is a messenger RNA of Onychostoma macrolepis, 3810 nucleotides long. It is a transcript of the gene vangl1, whose product is annotated as VANGL planar cell polarity protein 1. Gene Ontology annotation, biological process: multicellular organism development. Lineage: Eukaryota; Metazoa; Chordata; Actinopteri; Cypriniformes; Cyprinidae. The transcript is spliced from 10 exons. Gene Ontology annotation, cellular component: plasma membrane. The record is from RefSeq and is a predicted model, not a curated record. Bases 648 to 2231 code for a protein of 527 amino acids.
CGAAGCACUAUGAGCUAUGAAACGAAUUGGUGAAUCGCCUUUCAAAAUGACCAUUAAGAUGAAGGAUCCGAACGAACCGAUUCUUUAGAAUGAACCGGUCUUCCCAACGAUAUCAUUUACGCCCAUGAGCUACACGCGAUUUAUGACCUCUUGCGGUUCCCGUUUCUUUCCUCACAGACUGCUCUUUGGCUGAGGGGGUUGCUCUCGCAUUAUUGCAAAAAGAAACGGAUAUGUUCAAUGUCAAAGCGAAUCUUUUUUGUUUUGAAUACGUGGUCCGCAUGGAAACAACGAAAGGCUUGCAGGAAUGACAGAUCGUUGUGCGUUUUCACAUUGCGUUGGAUUUGAUGCAGUAAGAGGGGCACUAUGAGGUAACCCCAGAGGAAUGCUAUGUGUGCUUGUCCAGGUCAGAUUUCUCCCAUUGAUAAGAGAAAUGAAGACUUGAAAGUGGUCAGUGCUAUCUUGGCAAACUCACAUACCACACACUGAUCAAGAACAUACAGGUUAAUGUUUGAUAACAGAAAGCCCCUAGAAACGAUCCUGUCAUCUUGCGCAGCUUCAUGUAUGUCCUGAACAUCGUCAGCACUUUAACUAUCUCCGCAUUCCUCCCUCCGCUGUGUUAAACCAGUCACAGCACGGACAGUAUUACAAUGGACACAGAUUCCAUCCACUCUGGUUAUUCUCACCACUCCAACAGGUCACGGGGGUCAAACAAACAGAGUGAACGCAGCAGCAGGGAUCGGCACAAAUCACACAGCCGAGACAGCAGCAGCCGCUCGGACAAAAAUGUCACCAUCAGUGCAUCGUCAGCUCAGCCACAGCAGCCGGAUCAGAGCUCCGCCCCCACAGACGCCCAGGAUGACAACUGGGGUGAAACCACCACAGCGGUCACUGGAACAUCAGACCACAGCUUGUCUCAAGAGGAUUUGGCUGGCUUCGGGAAGGAGACAGAAGGUCCAGUAGAGAAACUGAACUGUGUACGCUUCCUUCCUUUGGCCCUCACCCUCAUCCUGGGCCUGCUGGUUCUGAUCACCCCCCUGUCCUUCCUGGUGCUGCCCCAGCUGAUGUGGCCGGAGCGCUUGCAGGCUUGUGGUACUGCCUGUGAGGGACUGUUUCUCUCGCUGGCGUUCAAGCUCCUCAUUCUGCUGCUGGCUGGCUGGGCGCUGUUUGCGCGUCCGGGGCGAGCCUCCCUGCCCCGGAUAGCAGUGUUCCGCGCCCUGCUUGGGUUGCUCACGCUCCUCCUGCUGCUCUCCUAUUGGCUGUUCUUUGGAGUGCGCAUCUUGGACUCGCAGGAUGAGAACUACCAAGGCAUAGUGCAGUUUGCAGUAUCAUUGGUGGAUGCUCUGCUGUUCAUCCAUUACCUGGCAGUGGUUCUGCUGGAGAUCCGACAUCUGCAGCCCUGCUUUUCUCUCAGUGUCGUGCGCUCCACCGAUGGAGAGACUCGCCACUACAACCUGGGACAGCUCAGCAUUCAGCGGGCAGCCCUGGUAAUUCUUGAACACUAUUACAAGGAUUUCUCAGUUCACAACCCUGCCCUACUGACGGCUGCAAAGUCCAGGGCAGCUAAACAUCUGGCUGGGCUGAAAGUCUAUAAUGUAGAUGGUGCUGGUAGCGAUGCUGCAACAGCUCAGUCUCGGGCUAAAAUAGCAGCUGCCGCCCGACAAAGAGACACCAGCCACAAUGAGCUGUACUACGAGGAAGCAGAGCAUGAUAGAAGAGUCCGAAAGCGCAGAGCACGGCUGGUGGUGGCAGUAGAGGAGGCGUUCACACACGUUAGACGGCUGCAGGAGGAGGAGAAAAAGAAGCCGCCAGGAGAUGAGAUGGAUCCACGUGAGGCUGCUCAGGCCAUCUUCCCCUCCAUGGCUCGAGCACUGCAGAAAUACCUGCGCACCACCCGUCAGCAGCACUGCCACAGCAUGGACAGCAUUCAGGCCCACCUGGCAUUCUGCAUUACAAACAACAUGACUCCAAAGGCAUUUCUGGAGAGUUAUCUGAUGGCUGGGCCCACACUGCAGUAUACGAGGGAGUGCUGGCAAACCCGGCAGUGGACGCUGGUCAGCGAAGCGUCGGUCACCAGUCCCCUCCGUCACGGCUCUGAAUUCCAGCUCAAAUCAUCUGACUUCAGCUUAGUGGUCACCAGCAAAGCUAUCCCUCACCUCAAACUCAGUGAGGAGUACGUCCACCCCAAGUCCCACAAGUUUGUACUACAACUACAGUCUGAGACCUCCGUCUGAUGGAUUCGGUUGCUUUUGUCUGUUUGGUUUUUCUACACAUGUAAAUUUUGGACUAGUGCUAUUUUGUUUGAAAUUCUUUUUCACUUUUUCACAGUUUAUAAAUGGCAUUUUACAUAAUGGAUGUAUUUUGAUACAAUAUUUGUUAUUACCAAGAACAGAAGAGGGAAAAAAAAUACAAACAAAAAAUAUAUACAUGUACUGUAUGUAUCUGAUUACCUUGUGCUGACUGGUGUGAUUGUGCGUUUGUGCUGCUUGUCUGUAUGUUUCUUUCUGCAUAGAGCAAAUGCUAAUUAUUGGCUGUGAUAAGCAUCAGACUGAGGCAUCAUGAGUAAAGGUUUUACAAGUAGAUCUUGUUUAGGAUAUCUAUGUUUGUGAGACCCCUCUGAUGCCCCCCAUCGGCAUCAGAGAUGGAAUUCUGUAAGAUUUAGUAAGGUCAGAAACAUUGGUUAGAGAGUCAGAUUUAUCAGUGCCAUAACAGUGGUAUAAUAGCCAAACAUAAAUGAUCAUUUUUAGCCUGUUGGAUUUUUUUGAGUUCUACCAUUUUUAUAUGUUUGGAAAAAAUGGGUAAUAUAUUGUGAGAAAAAACAGCUGUUCCUUUGUGAUUAAUAAAUUGUGAUUUGUAGUUUGCCUCUUUUUUUUGCGUGUGGUAAUUAAAUUGUGAAUAAGGUAUUUUUACAUUUAAUUAUUUUUAAGUGUGUGUGCAUCAUCAUUAAAACAACGACUUGUGUUUGUAAAACACAAGCCCAUUAGUGCUGCUUAACACAUUUAUAAACCUUGCUAUUCACUGCGUUUUUUGCUUAUGAAGCAAAAAUAGGGGAAAAAACUGUAAUGCCUUUUUCUUUUUUUUUACUGCUCUAGUGAAUUUUUCCACUAAGGAUAAUAUAUGAUUUUUUUGUAUUUAAUGAUGAAGAACAAUUAUGUUUUAUAUUAUUUCUACAUUUUCUAGCUAUGUUACGGCAUAUAUUUACCCAUUGCGUAUUGUAAGUUCUGUCCUAUCAUACAAGCCCAUUCCAUUCAGUUUGUCAGGAAUUAUCAACAAUUUAUGCCAUAACCCGUUGCAAGCCACAAACCUGCUUCAAAACUUAUUUAUUGGUGUUACGUUUAUAAAGGUGAAAUAUUGCAGAUUUAUUUUACAGAACAAGCUGUUUGUAUCAAUAGAGAGCACCCUGUAGAUCCUCUGAGCAUAGCUUCAAAUGAACAAUAGUCACAAGAAGUUUUUCAUCUAUUAAACUGAAAGUUCAAUGAAGAGUCAAUGCUUUGCUUCAUUGUGUCAAUGUAAUGCAAAGCCUUUGGAGGACAUAGCUAGAGAAAAAAAUCUAAUUUCUUUGGGCAAAAACAUUUGAAAUGAACCAGAUUUCACAUUUCAGAUGUAACUUUCUGUGUUUUGCUUUUUAGUGUAAUAAAUAGUGGAACUGUUUUCUGGUAAGACUGGUCAAAGAUCCAAAGGGCGUUUUGUGCCAUUUUUUGAUUGUAUGACAUUUCAUGUUGGACAAAAGUAUUGGGCAUUUCUUGCAUCAUAUGUUCAGCAAGAACAUGUUAUGAUUUGUGGUGAAUUCUUAGGCACUUUCAAACUGGAAUU